GGGAACCUGCACACAUAUACGCCCACCGUGUGAUUUGUGAAACAGGCACUUGGUCGCCCCCUGGUGCGGAUACAACAAAUCAAACCAAAAGUCAUAGUUUCGCUUUUCUUCCAAGGCUUGCAUAGUGUGACGGCGUUUGAAAGAUAGCAAGAGGCUACCGUGAAACAUUUGUAAGCAGAUGGCAGAGCUGGGCAGGACUGUGAGGGUGAGUGGUUUGCCUACAGACAUUGAGGAUGACAGGUUGAGAGACAAACUAUGCAUCUACUUCCUGAGAAAUAAGAAUGGAGGAGGGGAGAUAGAAUCUGUCACCAUUGUCGAAGCUUCACCUAACUCUGCCCUCAUCACCUUUGAGGACAGUGAAGUGGCACAGAGAGUUAUUCAACAUAGCUGGCACAUUCUGGAAGUGGAUAAGAAGAAGUAUGAACUCAUUGUCACUGAGCAUCAAGAACGCCUGGACCCAGACAAGGUCAUCUUGAGUUUGUCAGCAACUGUAGACUAUAGCCAACUUCCUGGGGGAAAAAUAGCAUUGACAGGCCUACAUAAGAGCCACCCUGAUGUCCAGAUAACCUACGAUACCAUUAGGAAAUUGUGCACUCUGGGUGGUGCCUACUGCAAAGUCCAGGCUGCCUUGGCAGAACUGCUUGGUCAGCCUGGAGGUUCACAAUCAGCAGAACACAAAGACUCAGCUCAACCCGCCACCAGUCGCCCUAAGUCUGCUAAUACAGUGCAAAAGCCACAUACUUUGGAGUCAGACGAUUACAGCAGAAAACCGAAUAAGCAAAGAGAACAAAGAGAGAAAGUUAACAUUGCAAGGCCUUCUGAUAAGUGCACCUCAAGCUCACAUAGAGACCUGACACCUGAUGGAUAUGACUGGGACGAUACAGGGCAGCUGGUGUGUGGAGCUCUGCAGCUUCCUGGACUUCCUACCAUGUCAGAAUCAGAGGACCUCUCGCUAAUUCUGGAUGCAGAUAUGUUCCAGUAUCUGCAGAAACGCUGCAGGAAGGAAUACCAGCAUAUCCUUAGUCAGUAUGGUGUUGAGGUGGUGGAUAUGACAAAUCAGGGCUUGACUACUCUGUAUCUGCAGGUUGCAAUAGGAGUGGGGGAGGAUGGUCAAGAGAAAGAGCGCAUGAAGUUGGCAAGAAGGGCAAUAAGUAAGCUUUACCAUGAGAAUGAGACCAAGAUCCGUAGAUCUCAGUUACCUAAGAAUAUCUUGUCUCCCGGGGGAAGCCUGCAAAAGGUGAUUGACAAAUUAAGUGUCAGACUUCCCAAGCUUCUUCUGAAUGAAGAUGACAGAAAUGUCUACAUUAUUGGGAGUAGUAGUGAUGUGUCUGAGGCCAAGCAGUUUCUUCUCCUGGACCAUAGCCACGAUGAGAGAGGUAAAAAAGAGGAUGUAGCCAGUCUUCUUAAUUUUCCCUCUUAUGCUUCGGGUUCAUCAACGCCUGCAGUUGAGGAGAGAGCGUCUUCUUCCUCUGCAGGAUCUCUGGAUGUUAGGAUAGAUCAGACGCUGCAGUCGGAGGAGGAUGAGAGGAGAGAUGAAGGAGCCAGAAGGUAUAAACUAGCUGCACGGUUUAAGGAUUCAGGGCUGUCUGCAUUAGGCAGUCGACCAGGAGACUUCACUGUACGGGGGCUCUCAUCUCCCAGUAGACAAACACGCCCUGGUCCAAUGUUAGGGCAUGAUGUACUUUCAGAAACAGCAGGGAUUGCUGGAGAAAGAGUCUCUAGAGCAGCAGCUCAAAACACUGGCGGUGACAUCUUGUUUAAGAGUGGAGAUGCUUUGCAUUCAUCUGUUUCUAUGCAGAGUAAAACCUCCUUGAACUCACAUUUAAUGAAUACCCCACCCAGGAGUACAACAGCCCCCCUUAGCACAACUCAACCCAGUCUGUCAGGAAGUACUACACUCCCACCUGCUGGGUAUGGGUCCACCUUAAAGCGAGCCAGCAGUUUUUCAGGAAUGCCUGAGAAUAAAGCUGAAAGUAAGGGUCAGAAGUAUCAAGAUGACCCCGGCAAGUCCAGUGUGAGAGUCAGGGGCAGGUCUUCUAGCUUCAGUAACCAAAAAGGGAGGGAUAAGCGAGAAGUCUAUAGAGCAGAGCUUACAGUUUCCGCUGUCAUGUGGUAUCACAUUAAAGAGGCCUACAGCAUGAGGGUGGACGACCUGACUUCUGAUGUCCAGAUAAAAGAGAGUAGCUCACAAAGUAGCAGGGAUUUGACUGUCUUUGUAAGAGGGGCAGACUCGUCCAAAGUAAGCUCAUGUCAGCUAGGUUUACAGAAGCUGGUUGACUCGGUCACUGCAGACUUCUCCAUGCAGGAGAUAUCCUUGUCAGAGCUAGGUGUUGCUGACCCAGAAGAUGAAACUUUACAGGCUUGUUGUACUGAGGUGCGUAGCAGGUUCAAGAAAGUUACCAUCCAGAUUUUGAAGAACAGCCUAUUUCUUUUGGGUCCGAAUCAGUUGUGUUCUCAGGUAGGUGCUUCAUUGCGGGAGGUAUUUUCUGGAGAUUUGGCCCAAAUACCUGAACAGCAAGAUUUAUCUAGCCUCUCUACCUCCAACUGGAAUCCAUCCACAUAUUUAAUGAAUGAGGACCAGAGUACUAGUCUGCACUGUCACAGUAAUCCUCAGUUUAUGCUAGAGAGCCAAACAGGCAAAGAACUAGUAGGAACUAGUAGAAGUCAGGAAAGGAGAACAAACCAUAGGGGUGACACUUAUGAGACUGAGCUUCCUAAUGGAUCUUUUAGCCAACCGUUAGUGAGGAAAGACCCUGUCAUCAAGGAGAAAGUUAAAAUGGCAGGCACUGUGGAGUUGGAUGGACAGAGGACUGAGACAUUUGCCAACCUCAUGACGAAAGGAAAUGACGGGAGCGCAAGACGUGUGAAUGGUGUCGGGUCAACAUCAACCCGUACUGAUAAAGAUACAGCCCUUCACAAGAAAGAGACAACCAUUCAAGCAGAGAUCCAGGAGACCCCAGAGGAGUCCAGGUUAGGUCAAGGAGGCCUGGGGUCCCUCUGUGUGUGUGGGGAGAGGGGGAUGUCGAUGACAAGAACCGAGUGUGGGGCUACCAUGUGCUGUAAGUGCCUGGACACUGUGCAUGUCCACUGCAGAGUUUGUGUUGAAAAAGAGCCGACACCCCGGGGCAUCCAGGGCGAAAUGAGCUAUUCUAAACUAAAUAUCAGUGUACCAGGUCACAACAAGGUUUCUGCUAUCAAGAUCACUUACUGCAUUCCAGAUGGUAUCCAAGGGGAGGGUCAUCCUUCUCCUGGAAAACCAUUUCAAGGAGCUGUACAUGAAGCCUUCCUUCCUGACUGUGAGAAAACCAUGAAGCUUUUGCCCAGGCUGGAGAAAGCCUUCAGGCAGGGACUCACCUUCACAGUGACCGGCAAAGAGACAGAGGCCAGGGUUACCUGGGAUUGCAUCCCACACAAGACCAGCCUACAGGGAGGCAAAUCAGGGAACGGUUACCCAGAUUCCACUUACUUGAAACGCUUGUCUGAGGUCUUGGCCUCCCUUGGGAUUGAUGAACCACCGGCCAAGUCUCAAGGAUGAGAAACAGCUAAGGAGUUUAUUUGUAGUUUUGUACUUUUUAUCUUUCUGUGGCAAAGCCAUUUGCAUUUUGUUUGUUGAUUAGUCCCAGGUCAUACUGCUUUGUAGAGCACAUAGCAUUCUUGUAGAACUUUGAAUCUCAUUCAGAAAAUAAAGUUACGACUCUCAUUGCA
This is a messenger RNA of Thunnus maccoyii (southern bluefin tuna), 3705 nucleotides long. RefSeq lists its product as uncharacterized. Bases 179 to 3535 code for a protein of 1118 amino acids. Gene Ontology annotation, molecular function: RNA binding. The record is from RefSeq and is a predicted model, not a curated record. Gene Ontology annotation, biological process: protein ubiquitination; Notch signaling pathway. Lineage: Eukaryota; Metazoa; Chordata; Actinopteri; Scombriformes; Scombridae. The transcript is spliced from 6 exons.